Miscanthus lutarioriparius is the source of this 1500-nucleotide messenger RNA. The record is from the annotation of a GenBank genome assembly. NCBI's taxonomy places the organism in Eukaryota, Viridiplantae, Streptophyta, Magnoliopsida, Poales, Poaceae.
AUGGCGGCCGCGGCCGUGGCGGGAAGCUUCGCGGGCCCCGCCGCCUCCACGUCAUCGCCAGCCGAAGCGCCGCUUUCUUCCUCGGGCGAGAUUAAUUUGUCAGCUAGGAUUGCUCCAGCAGCAGCCCCCUCUAUGUUCUUGGUCCCUUCAUCUUCACCUGCAGAGAAUUUUGAUGAUGGUUCAAUGGAGGAACCCGAACAUCCUGAAAUAAAGACAAAUCUGCCAAAGGAAUCAGCUCCUUUUCUCAAAAAAGAGCCCAUUUCCAGUGGUUUGCCUACAAUGAGCUCUGAUGCCAAUGGAGAACAUGUCAUGGAUACCAAAUCUGUUCUGCCUCUAAUGCCAGAGGCGCCUCUUUGGUCAACAGCAGCUGAUGAAGAGCUUAUAUAUGCAAAGAAAGAGAUCAAUAAUGCACCAUUGACCUCAGACGACCCUGAUCUAUAUGCACCCCUGUUCCGGAAUGUGUCCAUCUUUAAAAGGAGUUAUGAACUGAUGGAGAGACUUCUUAAGGUUUUCAUAUAUCAUGAUGGAGCAAAACCUAUUUUCCAUUCCCCAGAGUUGAAAGGUAUCUACGCAUCUGAGGGAUGGUUUAUGAGAUUGAUGGAGACAAACCAGAAUUUUGUUGUGAGAGAUCCAAACAGAGCUCAUUUAUUCUAUCUCCCAUAUAGCUCUCGUCAACUGGAGCAUAACCUUUAUGUGCCUGGCUCAAAUACAAUUGAGCCACUGUCUAUCUUUGUUAAAAAUUACAUUGACUUAAUCUCGGCCAAGUACCCAUAUUGGAAUAGGACAAAAGGAGCUGAUCAUUUCUUUGUUGCUUGCCAUGACUGGGGGCCUUACACAACCAAAUUGCACGAUGAAUUGCGGAAGAACACUAUUAAAGCUCUCUGCAAUGCAGAUCUCUCUGAAGGAAUUUUUAUCCGUGGAAAAGAUGUUUCCCUUCCAGAAACAUUUCUUAGAUCACCAAGAAGACCUCUAAGAGAUAUUGGGGGAAGACCAGCCGCACAGAGAACUAUCCUGGCCUUCUUUGCAGGGCAGAUGCACGGUCGAGUUCGACCUGUACUUCUCAAGUAUUGGGGAGACAAGGAUGCUGAUAUGAGAAUAUAUAGUAGGCUGCCACACCGAAUCACUAGGAAGAGAAAUUAUGUUCAGCAUAUGAAGUCAAGCAAGUACUGUAUCUGUCCCAUGGGGUAUGAGGUAAACAGCCCGAGAAUAGUUGAGGCAAUAUAUUAUGAGUGUGUUCCAGUAAUAAUUGCCGACAAUUUUGUUCUCCCAUUUGAUGCUGCACUCAACUGGAGUGCAUUCUCUGUUGUCGUACCAGAAAGUGAUGUACCUAAGCUGAAGGAGAUCUUGUUGGCAAUACCCGAGAGUCGAUACAUAACCCUGCACUCAAAUGUGAAAAGGGUGCAGAAGCAUUUUCUGUGGCAUCCAAAUCCCGUCAAGUAUGACAUUUUCCACAUGAUACUACACUCAGUUUGGUUUAGCAGGGUAAAUCAGAUCCGUUAG